This is a messenger RNA of Chanos chanos (milkfish), 561 nucleotides long. Its product is annotated as transcription factor 15. The record is from RefSeq and is a predicted model, not a curated record. Lineage: Eukaryota; Metazoa; Chordata; Actinopteri; Gonorynchiformes; Chanidae. The coding region runs from base 1 to 561 and encodes 186 amino acids. Gene Ontology annotation, biological process: regulation of transcription by RNA polymerase II; developmental process. Gene Ontology annotation, molecular function: RNA polymerase II transcription regulatory region sequence-specific DNA binding; protein dimerization activity; DNA-binding transcription factor activity, RNA polymerase II-specific. The transcript has 2 exons.
AUGGGCAGUGAGCUCUCUCCCCAAGGCUUACCCACAAUCCUCACUCGCACUCCUCUCUGCACCAUGAAGUCCACCAGCAGCGAAAGGGGCAUCUUGAACUCCGACCCCGAUGAGCUGGACAGCGGCAGCGACAGUUCGGACAAGUCGACGGGCGACGGGAGUCCCCGCGGGGGUCGAGAGGGGAUGAAGCGGUGUGGCGGACGUAGACUGGCGGGUAUAAGUAAACAGCGUCAGGCAGCAAACGCGCGGGAACGAGACCGCACGCACAGCGUGAACACGGCCUUCACCGCGCUCAGGACUCUCAUACCCACCGAACCGGCCGACCGUAAGCUGUCCAAGAUCGAGACGCUGCGUCUGGCUUCCAGCUACAUCUCUCACCUGGCCAACGUGCUGCUACUCGGGGAUGACUGUCUGGAUGGUCAGCCCUGUCUGAAGUACCAGACCAUCCUACAGAGCAGUUCCAACAUCAGCUCCAGCCCCACACUCAAACCCAUCUGCACCUUCUGUCUAAGCAACCAGAGGAAAAUGCUGAGAGAGGGGGAAAAGCAUUCACAUAUUUGA